This is a messenger RNA of Myotis davidii, 915 nucleotides long. RefSeq names its product beta-crystallin B2. Bases 195 to 815 code for a protein of 206 amino acids. Gene Ontology annotation, molecular function: structural constituent of eye lens. NCBI's taxonomy places the organism in Eukaryota, Metazoa, Chordata, Mammalia, Chiroptera, Vespertilionidae. The record is from RefSeq and is a predicted model, not a curated record. The transcript has 6 exons. Gene Ontology annotation, biological process: visual perception; lens development in camera-type eye.
AUGCCUCUCUCGCCCACCUGGGCUUUUCCUCGCGUGCUCAUCCCGGAUGGAGACUCGGGGGCCUGGGUUCGGUCCCAGAUGCCGCUACUUCCUGCCAAGGUGACCUGGGCAAAGGCUUCGGCGCUCUAAGCCUCAGCUCUAGGGCAGCCUGAGACCAGGCAGAUAAAGGUCAUUCUUGCACAGGACAGCCCACCAUGGCCUCGGACCACCAGACCCAGGAGGGCAAGCCACAGCCCCUCAACCCCAAGAUCAUCAUCUUCGAGCAGGAGAACUUCCAGGGCCGCUCGCAGGAGCUCAGCGGGCCCUGCCCCAACCUGAAGGAGAUGGGCAUGGACAAGACGGGCUCCGUGCUGGUGCAGGCUGGACCCUGGGUGGGCUACGAACAAGCCAACUGCAAAGGUGAGCAGUUUGUGUUUGAGAAGGGGGAGUACCCCCGCUGGGACUCGUGGACCAGCAGUCGGAGGACCGACUCCCUCAGCUCCCUGAGGCCCAUCAAAGUGCAGGACAGCCAGGAGCCCAAGAUCAUCCUCUAUGAGAACCCCAACUUCACGGGGAAGAAGAUGGAGAUCCUUGACGAUGACGUGCCCAGCUUCCACGCCCACGGCUACCAGGAGAAGGUGUCCUCCGUGCGGGUGCAGAGCGGCACGUGGGUCGGCUACCAGUACCCUGGCUACCGCGGGCUGCAGUACCUGCUGGAGAAGGGCGAUUACAAGGACAGCAAUGACUUCGGGGCUCCCCACCCCCAGGUGCAGUCUGUGCGCCGCAUCCGUGACAUGCAGUGGCACCAGCGGGGCGCCUUCCACCCCUCCAACUAAUGCCCCUCAUUUCCUCCUUCCCAGGGGCCUGGUCUGCUGCCCAGCCCCCCCCCCUUCCAGGCCUCUUGGUGAAUGAAUAAAGUGUGACUUGCAACUGGUC